This is a messenger RNA of Cyprinodon variegatus (sheepshead minnow), 2447 nucleotides long. Its product is annotated as ras-related protein Rab-39A-like. The record is from RefSeq and is a predicted model, not a curated record. Lineage: Eukaryota; Metazoa; Chordata; Actinopteri; Cyprinodontiformes; Cyprinodontidae. Gene Ontology annotation, molecular function: GTPase activity; GTP binding. Bases 155 to 466 code for a protein of 103 amino acids. Gene Ontology annotation, biological process: protein secretion; regulation of exocytosis. The transcript has a single exon.
UCAGUCGUUUUGUCUCUCCUUCAGGUCCAUCACCACAUCUUACUACCGUAACUCUGUUGGGGGACUGCUAGUCUUUGACCUCACUAACCGCAAGACCUUUGACCACGUCAAAGAAUGGCAUAAGGAGGUGAGUGAGCACAUCCUGCCUCACCACAUGGUCUAUAUCCUCAUCGGCCACAAGAGCGACCUCCAGAAGGACCGCAAGGUGAGCCGGGAUGAAGCGGAGCAGCUGGCUGCUGAGCUGGGGAUCCGCUACAUCGAGACGUCGGCUAAAUGCAACAGCAACGUGGACCGCGCCUUCGAGCUGCUGACCAGAGAUAUCUACGAGCUCAUGAAGAUGGGCGAGAUUGUUACCCGCGAUGGUUGGGAUGGUGUGAAAAGUGGCCUCACUGCUAAGGUCCUCUACCCUGGUGAUGAAGAAGAGGAACUCACCACUGCUUCGGCUGAGAAGGGCUGCCAUUGCUAACUCUAUAAACUCUUCCUACUGAGGGACCCCCCCCACCAUGUCACAGCUGUCCGUGAUAACCUGCACCCUGUGGUCGCUCUUCUUUUCCUCCUUUGCAGAUUGUGCACUUGUCAGUCUCAUUGCAGGUGGGAUCUAAUAAUCCAUGCAGUGAAGCAGCUAAACCCAAGGUUAAACAAACAGAAACCACUCCUUUGCCCUCUCACUGCAGAAGCAAAUGAACAUUUGCCAUCUGGUGAUGAUGAAAUACCCCCACUGCAAUAUGGUCCAUUCCCUCCUAUUGGUGUUAGCACUGAUGCCAGACCGCUUCAGAACUUUAACUGGUUUAUAAAUACUGUCAGAAACAGAGAAUAUCUGUAGUUAAGAUGUUUAGAUAGAGACCAUUGUUCCAACGAUUAGUGGUUCCAGUUCAUUUACCUGUAAAUAACAUUAGUUACAAAAUGUGCACUAAAGGUGUUGAUGUCUCCACUAUAAUUAUUUGACAAGGUGAAAAGAAAAAAACUUGAUUUCAAUCUGCAGCUUUUUGUUGCUUCCUCAACCAUUUGUUGAUUUAAUGGAUGUUUGUAAAACUGUCACACAAACACCUUAGAUAUUUAAACCACUGCUAUACUUUGAAAGAUGCUUUUAAUAAGCUGGACGGUUGACUGAGGAACUUUGGUCCGUUAUUGUUGUCCUGACUCACUGUAUUUAAGGCUAUGAUGUACCGUGGCAAAAACUGUUUAGUGACAUCAUGCAAUAUGUUGGUUUAAUGACAUCAUGUUUGCAAUCAUCUUCAUUUCAUAGAAAUGCAGCAGCCUGAAAUCUGAACUCACAGCAAACCAAACAGUUACCGAUUCCUCUGCAAAGCUAGCAUCACAGUCUGUAAAACGCUAAAUAGAUGAGCUAAUUAGUAUAAUGCUAAAUGCUAAAACACCUGUUCACCAUCAGGCCGGAAAAGAACCUAGUUUUAUUUGCUGUGACCACAGAAUAACUGAAAAUAGAUGGCUAAUAAACAACCGGCAUUCAGUGAGAUCCUGAUGGCCGGAACGUUUAGUUCACUUAAUCCACCAGAUUAAUUAGUUCAGCUAUUAGCUGAUUCAUUAGCUUUCAAUGGGUUUUUAUGCAAGUAUGAAGCAUACGCAGCAUUGCAGAGAUCAAGAGUGAUGAGUUUAAUGGUUGUGUUUUUGGACUGUGGGAAAGAACCAGGGUACCAGGAGAGAACAAGGGUACCAGGAGAGAACCAGGGUACCAGGAGGGAACCAGGGUACCAGGAGAGAACAAGGGUACCAGGAGAGAAAUGUUGGGUGGGUGUCUUUUCAGCGGGAGCCUCGAUUCUGGACUGAAUAAAUGAACAUUUCUACUGAAAUGUGCAACUAUCAGAAUAACAUCCUGCUGAAAAAUUAGAAAAUCACAUCAUAACUGCAAUGGAGCCUCUCUCCACGCAGGAACGAUGAUGAUAAGUGUGAAUAAAAAAAGUUUCAGGGAAGAUGGAUCUACUUUAACUGGAGAAAUGCAUUUCUUUUAGCAUAAGUUUACUGUCCUCUAAUAUGCUGGAUUAAACAAUAAAAAUGUACUUUGCCAUUCAUCUGUCUUCCUCUCCUACUCAGUUUUUACCAGCAUCUCAUCACUCAUCACCGACCCCACAUUCAUCCAGGUUAUAGAGAUUAAUACAGAUUAAUGCAGGAUUAUGAACCUGCAUUAUGUCUGCAAUAAAGAGUUGCACAGAUUUUUAGAUUAAUUCUGCCCAUGACUGAACCACAGGGGAAGCUUUUAUUCUUUGCUCUCACGAUCAGAUUUACUUUAACUUAUAUUUUUAAUCAUGUGAAGUAUUUAAUAUGUCUUCAGUGCAGGGAAAGUCUUUAUUUUAGUGGUGCUCUGCUUUGAGAUGAAAGAAAUGUAUCUGACUAAGUUCCAGUCUUUUCCACCCGUCUGUCUCCAACGUUUUAGUCAAAGAUGGCCGACUUGUUUAGUUGGAAAAAUAAAGAUGAUUUAAACAUUCUUUUUG